CUUUUCGAAUGUCUGUGUUGUCAUUGCAGUCAACUUUCAUGCCGACAGAGUACUUUUCCGGAAUGUCGUGUGGAAUUACCGCGAAUUCUUAAUAUUUGUUGUUGUUAGAAAGCCAAUAAUCGGUUUAUUUGGAAAGCUGCAAAUCAAAUAAUACUUUCUGCACAAGCAAAUAAGGAAUGAGCGCUAUAGAUUAAUUGAGAAAAAGAAAACUUGUUUCCACAUCGGAAUGGGGAUUCUUUGCAUUCCAGCCGGUUAAAAAUUGAAGAGAAAAAAAAGCUUACGUUGUUAAGUGUCAGAAAAUUCGGAUCUUUAGCCAUCAGUGAUGAAGAUGCUGAGAAGUGGGAUGUUUUUGAUUAAAUGCAUUGAUGUCCGAACUGUUUAUAAAAGAUGAUGCUUGCUUAAUGCAAAUGAAGCCAAUAGGAUCCAUAGCCCCCACCCAUGGCUCGAGAUGAGAGGGUUGGCAAUUGCUGGUCCCAGCCCCGGCGAUCAGCACCGGCCAAGAAUCGGCCGGGUUGUAGCAGGGGGCUGGUCACGAAUCAUCUGGGGGAACUAGAUGACAUUGUGAAUGUUUUAUCAUGUGGGGGAAGGAACAGACAAAAACAUGAGGAUUGGCCAAAUAGUAGAACCUUAUCAAAUCGAGAAAGUUACUCUUCAAGUGAUUGCUGUUUGAAAAAUGGCCGUGUUCAGUGCAGUUGCUUAUGGCCUAAGAACCCUUAUGCAGAACAUCCAAAGAAGAACACCCGAAACUUUGGUCCUCCUUUCAAUCAUGGUACGCUGCCAUACGAAAACAAACCUCUAUGGCCGGAUAAAAACGCAUCUAAUAGAUGCUAUCAAGAUAACAAAAUGCUUGAGGAAUUCAUCCUUGAUGACAGCGAACUUGGCUUGUUGAACUACUAUGACAUCCCCAUUGAUGUUCCGAAAAGACAUCAUGUGAGAAAUGUUGGGAAAGUAAAAACUGUUUCUAUCAUUGACACUCUCAGUGAGCUGGCAUCUGGAGCUACAGAUAGAGAAGAUGAGGGAGGUUUCUCGUCGGCUGUGAGCGAAUCGGCAGUUUUGAACCGUUAUGUCUACAAGCCGAGAGCCAAGCACAUCCGCCAAUCUGCUCCGAGGAGAGAUAGAGUCCCGAAGUUUAAUUAUUUCAAUUCUCCUAAUUUCGGCAUUGACAAUCACAUCAACAAAACUAAUUUUACAGCUCCUCCUGUUAAACCUCAGUAUGAUGCCUUGAAUAAUUUCAAUGGGCAAAACUUUAUUGAUGAUGGCAACUUUACUUGUAGUUCCUUAAAAAGAACUUUGAAAUAUUUGCGGAAGGCUGUUUCCACUCACGUGGAAGAAGAUCCUCGCAAUCGCAAGCAUGUCCAGGAUGCCUGCCACGAGGAUGAAGUCCUUCGACAGUGUUUUUCUGACAGUGAAGUUAAAGACGUGCCACAGCAAUGGAUUCCUUUCAAAAAGGACAAAAUAGAUCUGAGUCCACGAACAAAAUCCAAAAGUUUAUUGACAGUUAUUGAUCCUGUCGUCAAAGCACCGUCCAAUAAACCGGAAUCGUUAUUUCAGAACAGAACAAAAGCAGCCGUUCCUAAUUGGAUUCAAGAAGUAUUUACAGCUGCUAAGAAAGGAGAUGCUGAAAAAAUGAAAUGGGCAUUAAAAGACAUUGACCCUGCACUUGUUCGAAAUCUGUCCGAUGAUCAUGGAAAUAAUCUGUGGCAUAUUUGUGCCGCCCACAACAAUUUUGAAUGCCUGAGUUGGUUAUGUUCUUAUAAUCAACAUCAUGUAGAUGCACUAAAAGAUGAAAAUAAGAAUGGGUUUUCACCAGUUGCUCUUGCAAUUAAGCAUGGGAGUCUGUUGGCUGUGAAGUGGCUUAUUCAAAACACCAUUAGUAAGACUCAACUUCUACAACAAACUGAUUCCUGUUCUUUACUCCAUGUAGCAGCUAGAUAUGGACAGGAUGCUAUUGUUGAAUGGUUGUUAAGUUAUAUGACAGCUCAAGACUUUGAUUCCAAUAUUAUUGACCCUGAGGGAAAUACAGCUUUGCAUUUAGCUGCAAAGUAUGGCCAGAUUGCUUGUGUAAAGGCAUUAGUAUUGCAUUCUGGAAAUUUAAAAGCAAAAAAUGAACAUGGAUUGAAACCAUUAGACUUGGCUGUUAAGCAUUGUAAAAAAGAGUGCUGUGAUUAUUUGGUAGCUUUGGAGUCCUGUUAUAAUUUAUCAGCACUGAAUUUGCGACAACAUACAGAAGUACAACAGCUUCAGAAAGAAAAUGCAGAGAUAAAAAGUUAUUUUAAAGAGCUUCUUACAUUGACUAAGCGGUUACAACAUCGUCAAAAGGAACUGGUUCAUACUAUUACCCAUGGAAACUCUACCCAAUAUUUAAAUUCAAGCGAUAGAUCCCAUGUAAAAAACAGAUUCUUUGAUGACUAUUCUCAACUACUAUCUACCGUUAUGACUGAUGAAGAGCAUAAUCUACUUAUGGUAGAAGACAGAUGGAAAAAAUCCAGAAAGCAUGUAAAACCAUCAGAAAAUAAGAAGAAGCCUUUGGACAUUUUAAGAUCUCAGUUCAGCCACAUUUUGGAUAAAGUAAUCAACCAGAGUCCGCCUAUUCCAUCUACCCCAGAAAGUUCUGAUGGAAGCUGGCACAGUGAAGAUGAAGAGAAGAUGCCAACCGAACAACCUUUUUCAAAUUACUUAGCUGCUCCUGAUGUUGUGAAUUCUCUCUCCCCACAAACAUCUGUGCCAUACUUGGAUACGAGGCGUAAAAUGUCAAAAGAAAAACUCAUAGCUUCCUCAAAUGAGCCCGAUAUAAAUUGCACUGUGAAGUCGGACUCCCCUAAUCUAAAGAAUCUUCCCUCGAAUACACCAGUGAAGCCGGCCAAUCGAGAUGUCAAUUUGCGCAUGUUUUUCAAACAAAAUCCUAACUUGAGGCAAUCUGGGGAAACAUGCUCUGUUCUUGAAGUUCUGGAGCCCUCCAGUAGUGAUAGUGAAGAAUGCUCAAGUCAUAAGAAAAGACUUGCUAAAACUUAUGACACUGAAAAAGAGAAUGAACAGAGCUCUUCAAGUUCCGCAUUGGAGACCCUCAGUCCAUAUUCAUGUCGGCCAUCAUCAUCUGGAUCGAAAGCUUCUGGAAGUCACAGCAGCAGUAGUGGUAUUCAUCCCAAUCCAUUUGCCACCACUAACUCUAGCUACCCCCAAAACACGUCUAACCAUUCAGUUUCAGAAACUAACACUAAGGAUGAGAGUGAAAAGGCACCCACAAGUAUGGGAGAGAAUGAAUCAAAUGAUGACUUAUCAAGGAAUGAUAAUAUUUCUGUAGAACCAGACUUAAUCAAGGGUACUCAAAAGAAGAAAAUAACAUCUGCUAUUGGAGAAAAAGAAAAGAAAACUGUAAAAGACUUAUCUUCUGAUCUUUUGCUUACCGAUAUUCCUGGUAUAAGUACAGACAGCGAAAGUCUGGAAGUAGAUCGCAGUUUCUCCAGCGCAGAUGUGCCAGAUAGUUUAACACCUAUUCACAAUCCUGAACUACCUAUUAUAGGAACAGCAAUAAAGAAAAAAAGUUUCCUGCUUAAAUUUGCCCUGAAAGGGCGCUGGCCAUCAAAAGCUCCUACACGUGCCUUAAAAAAUGAAAUCUCGCCCGAAGAGUUUCGCGAAACUUACUCCAGAUCUGCUGCAGCCGAUGCUGUAUCAUCACCUCCUAGUCAAUCAAUAACAACACCUGACAAUUCAGCGAAGAAAAAUUAUCCCAUCAAAACUAAAGUUGAACCUAAGCCAGCGGUAACUACUCCAGAAUCCGAAAGCAGCGAAAGAGUUGAUGGAAAUAGAUUUCCAGCAACCCCUGAGCAGUUGGCUCAAGCUCCAAUCAGAAAUCGGCGUGGCUUACUGCCACCCAGACGUGAUCCGCCUCCUGCUCCACCUGUUUCUCUUGGAGAUGAGGAGCAGUCGCAUGAUCAUUCAGACGACGACUGCAGUGUCAACGUUCAGAAGUCAUCAUUGUCAUCUUGUGUUGCAGACUCCUUGGAAGCUUCGGUAUCACUUCAUGAUUCAUUCAUGGGCUCUCAGACAUCGGAUUUGUGGCAUACAUCGGACUCUAAGACACUUUUUCGGCCGGCAUCAUCGGCGUCUCGAGUCGAGUCCCCAUCCCGUGGGGAGGAAAACUUUUCUCUGAACAAGUCGACUUCGGCAUCCACGGAGAUGUUAUCUGCACUAGAUUCUUCUACUGCAGGCCGCCAGUCGCCGGCUCCGAGCGAAGUGUCGAAAACUGAAAGUGCCUUAUCACCCCCGAGUGAUGUUUCUAAAACUGAAAGUACUCGUUAUCUUAGUCCAUUGGGCAAGAUAGAGGAAACUGGACACCUGACAGUUAUAAAAGUGUCAAAUUUAGAGCACGAAGAAGAGCAGAAUAUCAAAGAGACUAUGAGUAAUGAAUCUAGAACAGAAGCAAAAAUUAAAAAGAAAUCAAAAAAGGCAAAUUCAGAUAAGCCAUGGUAUGAAUUUUCUGAUGAAGAAGACAUCAUUGUACCUCAGCGUUAUAAAGCAGUAACUGUCAGUAUGAGAAGCAGUUCAGAAGAUGAAGAACCUAUCAUUGCAUGAAAUGACAAACUUAAGUAGUUAAAAAGUAAAGAAAUGGAUUUUAUAUGUUUGUGACAAUUGUGAAUUGUUUGCAGAAGCCAUAUCUUAAAAGGGGCAACAAAACACUGUGCAUUUAGGUUUCAGAAAGGUCCCAUCUUUGAAAUGACGUAACAGUGGUCAGAAAGGUGAAACUGGGUCUGGAAUUUGUUAUGCAGCAGUUUUUAGAAGUAGUUCUAAGAUCGGACAUUAGCUAGCACUGAAGUCACAAUUGUCUUUUAAAUGGUGUAAUAAAGUGCUUAUUGAGCAGCACAACUGAAGAAUAAAGUUUGAAGUCACUCUACUAAGACUGGUGCACAUACUCCUGAACAUUGCACUUCAAACUUAAUCUUUUGGUCGUUACCUGUUACUGUUGUCAAAAAGCACACGUUAAAAUCACUGUGGCGUGAUUUGAUCUUUGUUCAUUAGGCAAACUUUCAUACAGUAUUUAGAAGGCACUUGGUGACUGUUAUGCCCUCUGAUGUCCAAUCUUGGAACUAUUUCUGAAAACCAGUGCAUGACCAAUUCCAGACCUGUCGAUCCUACAUACCACUUGCUUCACCUUUCUGUCUCUCACUGUUAUGGCCUUUUAAAGUUUAAGAAUUGCUUUCAAAAACACUCUACCUACUUUAGUUAAGUGUAUGAACUAUUUAGGCUAACUUGUUGAUGGUCCUUGAAGGCCUGAUGGAGUAAACAAUUUUAACGCCUAGAAUAUUUUCUCUGACCUUAGAAUUAAAUAUUACAUAAAUUUUAAAAUCACAUUAUAAUUGCAGAAAAGGUAAUGAGUUGGAUAUGUAUAAAUUCUAAAAUACACUCUCAACCUUUACUUGAAAUGCCAGUUUAAUUUAGCUUUUGUAUUUUCGGCUAAAAUUUAAUUAGUAAAUGUUUGCAAUAAAGAAAUAGUUCUUUCUUUUCCAUUUUUAAUUCUACUUCGAUUGUUUGUAGAUUUUUAUUAUUUAAUCAAUAUUAGUUUUAGUUUCAGUGACCCUUUUCUUCUGCAGCUGUUUUUCUUAGAUACUUAACUAGAAUAAAAUUUAACUUUGACAUGAAUAUUUAAAAUCCAUUGAAUCCUACAAACUCAGGGAAUGUUUAUGACGAUUAUCACUUGAACAUUGCAAGAAUCAGACUCUUUCAAUGUGAUUGAAAUAAUGACUAAUGUUUCUCUGCACUUGUGUUUAAGACAUUUUAUAUUUGUGCACCUUCAAGGUAUCCCCACCUAAUCUGAGACGGGUAUUUUUCAACUUAACUGUAAGUUUGUACAAUGUUUAUUCCUAUUUCACAUCUUUGUUUUGUAAAAAUAUAUGUCAGUUUUGUAUCAUAUUUUUUAUACAAGUUGGAAUUUUCUUGUACGAAAGUAUAACAUUUUUGUAUUUUGUCGAGAAAUCUUUUAAACUAAAUAUUCUAAUGAAUAUUUGUUUUCAUAUGUAUAGACUUUUUUACUAUGUUAAUUGUUUUCACAAAUACAAUUAAUUGCCUUAUAAAAUAAUUUUAAUCAAAAUUAUGUGUUACUUGUAAUAAGAUAGCUCUUAUGUGUAUUUUACUGUUAUCAUUAUUUGUGCCAUUAUUUAUUCCAUUGUUAUACAAUGCACUCGGUUGUUUAAA
Uloborus diversus is the source of this 6189-nucleotide messenger RNA. RefSeq lists its product as uncharacterized. Gene Ontology annotation, molecular function: ubiquitin protein ligase binding. The record is from RefSeq and is a predicted model, not a curated record. The transcript has 15 exons. Lineage: Eukaryota; Metazoa; Arthropoda; Arachnida; Araneae; Uloboridae. The coding region runs from base 439 to 4572 and encodes 1377 amino acids.